CACCUUAGUCAUAAGCAGCAUUGAUUUCAAAUCGUACCAGUCACAUUUUUUACGCUCUGAUACAACAAAAGUAGACAAAUAAAUUUAAAACAUAACCGUUCCGCGCCUUUUACUGGUAUAUCGAUAUGUGGGCCACCAAUUUGAUUGUGUACACACUGCUGCUGCUGCAUCUGGCAACCCUGGCGAUCAGCUGCUCUUGCGGACAAGUGGCAAUCGAAAAUAAUUUGGAGUGUGGAUGCACAAAAAAAUUACCAAUCAACAAUUAAAGAUUUCUUCCUCUUCUGUUUUUUUAGGAGUAGAGGCUAGCGAUGAAAACAUCGCCCACCCCUACUGCAGAUGCAAACCAUUAACCCAAAAAAUAUAAUAUAAAACAAAUUAGUGCAAAUAUACAGAAAAAUACAGUUCUUUUAAGAUGAC
Molecule: messenger RNA, 417 nt
Organism: Drosophila biarmipes
Lineage: Eukaryota; Metazoa; Arthropoda; Insecta; Diptera; Drosophilidae
Product: gonadal protein gdl-ORF39
Exons: 2
Coding region: 126-266 (46 amino acids)
Source: RefSeq, a predicted model, not a curated record